UUGCUAGCGACGGACGCGUUUCUUCCCGAGUAUUGCAGCCAUUAUUCCAAGCUAACAUUAACCGGCUAUUUGUUUGUGAGUGUGGGUCGACGGAAUGGGGGUGUCAGAUUUACAAUUUGAUACAAAUGGGCCUGUGGUCGAUCUUUCGGCUCGGGGUAUGCGGAAGAUUGACCCCAGUUUCAUUUGCUCUGAGGACACACACACGCUCAUCCUGGACCAAAAUCAAAUCAUGAAACUGGACUAUCUGGAAAGGAACCCAGGCCUUCAGCAGCUUUCUGUAGCCAGCAAUCGCCUUGUCAGGAUGAUGGGUGUGUCUCAGCUCAAUGAGUUGCAAGUCCUCAAUCUUCCCAAUAACAGUAUUGGCUACAUUGAGGGACUACGGGACCUAGCCAGCCUCAAAUGGCUCAACCUGUCCGGAAAUGCAAUUAAGGUUAUUGAGCAGCUGAACAACUGUGUUUCUCUUCAACACUUGGAUCUUUCAGAUAAUAGCAUAUCUAACAUUGGGGAUAUGAGUAAACUUGUGGCGCUAAAGACACUACUCCUGCAUGGAAACAGCGUGACAACCCUCCGAACUGUGCCUGCCAAUCUCCCUGCCAAUGUGUCCAUCCUGUCGUUAGCAUCCAAUGAGAUAACAGAUCUCAAUGAAGUGGCACACCUGGCCCCCCUCUGCAAACUGGAGCAGUUGUCCAUUAUGAACAACCCUUGUGUGAUGCCAACCCCGUCACUGCCUCGCUUCGACUACCGGCCGUAUGUGAUGAAUUGGUGUCUGAGCCUCAAAGUUUUGGAUGGUUUUGUGGUGUCCCAAAAAGAAGGACUGAAAGCGGAGUGGCUGUACAGUCAGGGAAAAGGUCGCUUCUAUCGACCAGGCCAGCAUGUUGAACUGGUUCAGUACCUUUCCACCGUUUGCCUCCGGACCGCUUCGUCGCCCUUGGUGAUGGCAGAAGAUGCCAAACUGGAGAAGAUCCUGAAUAAGCAGAGGCUUCACCAAAUGCAGUUGUUAGAGGAGACCCGCGGGGACUGUCCAAGCCCUCCUCGGCCCACUGAACUAGCUGUGGAAAGAGCAGACACUUUGCCAACAUCACCACAAGGGAACACUAUAGAGGCCAAGAGCAUAACAACAACACUACCACCACCACCAGUUGCUGUCCUAUGCGAUCUGGAAAGAGGACGAUCGGUGCAGUUUAACACAUGGAUGAGCUGUGACUCGUCCAGCCCUUCACUUCCAUGUAUAAGCAGCCCACAGCUGGGAGAGGAGAACCUCCAUUUGGAAGAUGUGCAGACCGACGAGGACAAGCUAAACAGCAGCAUGCUAUCUUCCGAGUCCACCUUCUUGCCCUUCACACCUCACUUCGAGCCCGGGCCACCAAACUCGGACAGCGAGGACGAGACGGAGACGUUUGAAGCCGACUCACUGGCCCCCAGGCAUCCGUCGUCUCCCCAGUGCUCUCCCCCAUCGGAUCAGCGCAAUAAGGAAGACUCUGUCACGCCACAUUUGGAAGCCCCAGAAGAAGAAACGUUCUCACAUUUGGUCAAUGAGUCAGAGGAAGCCACAAGAGCAGCCGUGAAGAUCCAGGCAUGGUGGCGGGGACGGUACACUCGGUGUUGUCACCCCAAGGCCAGAGAGGUGCGCAGUGAGAUCCGCCUGCGCCGGAUGCAAGAUCACAUCGUCUCCUUGUCAUUAAAAUUUGACAGGGUGCAGAAGCAGUGUGAGGAGGAGAGGUUACAAAGGAUGGUCCAAGAGGAAGCGGUCAGGUUUCUAUGGAAACAGCUCCAGUCCAUGCAGCAGUGGAGGCAGUCUGUCGAGGAGCAGCUGGCCAGUCUCACUCAUGUCUCCCCUCCUCCCGGACCGUCUCCGGCGGCGGCUCUUCCCGUCGCUAGUUGCACUGCAAACCAAGUGGCCACGGACGUCUCCUUCCCUGACUCGGGCUUCCAAAUGACAACAAACGAGGAGCGGGCCGCGUCUGAGGACAGCUUCCUGAGCAGCGGGACUGCAGAAUCUGUGAUGACUGUGCGAGCGCCCGUAGGAGGCGUGGACAGCACGGACUGCAGCCUCCUAGAGCAGUACGCCACCUCCUUGCAGCAGAGGGAGGAGGAGGAAGAGGAGGAGGAGACGGGCGAGGAGGGGGUAGUAGCAUCGCGACCAUCCUCAUCCCUGCGAACCGAAGAUGACCAGGCAGAUGUCCACUGAAACAAACUACAGCAUAAGAAUGUUAUAUUUGCCCACUGAGGCAUGCCUGAAGACUGCACUUAUAUUUAUUGUCUGUCACCCAUGCGAGUGAAGGCUUAUUAGCUCAACACAUUAGACCACUAUCAUACACUGCUCACAAAAGUCUCGGGAUAUUUAGCUUGCGGGCAAAAAUUCAGGAGGAAACUAAUAUGCACUGUAACUCUUACACCUUCCCUUCCCUAAACAUAUGAAUCCACAUGGCCAACUGUUCAAUGAUUCAGUGGUUUUUGCACAUCUUGCUGUUUUCUAACAAGUGAUUCAACGAUGUUUGAAGUGUUUGAUCCACGAAUUGACCGAUAUGUUUUGUGGUUCAAUUAGUAUUAGUAUUUAAACAGUCGUCUUCAUUAUACUGUUCACAUUUUGACAUGAUGAGGCCUAGACGACACCUAACAAUGGAUCAGCAGUACCUUGCCAUUGCAAAGCUUCCAAAAAGCCACUGAGUUCAGAUUGUCUCAGUGUUUCAACAUCAGGUUGCAGUAUAGACAAAUACCGUUAGACUGAAAGAGCCCACAGAAAGGCACAGGAGUGGAUGUCCUUGGGAAUGUACAAUACUUGUCAAUUCAUGAAUCGUAUAUUUGUUGUGAAUGUUGGUGUUCAGCUCCUUGUGUGACAGCAAAAGUUGUGUACGGGAUGAAAUAUUGAACAGAUGGACAUGUGCAUUCAGAAAUUUUGAAAUGGUCAACUCAGUUAAUCGGU
Molecule: messenger RNA, 2923 nt
Organism: Hippocampus comes (tiger tail seahorse)
Lineage: Eukaryota; Metazoa; Chordata; Actinopteri; Syngnathiformes; Syngnathidae
Gene: cep97
Product: centrosomal protein 97
Exons: 11
Coding region: 95-2188 (697 amino acids)
Biological process (GO): negative regulation of cilium assembly
Cellular component (GO): centrosome
Molecular function (GO): protein binding
Source: RefSeq, a predicted model, not a curated record